Messenger RNA from Brassica napus (rape), 2094 nucleotides. Its product is annotated as fatty acyl-CoA reductase 6, chloroplastic. Gene Ontology annotation, biological process: intracellular signal transduction; suberin biosynthetic process; long-chain fatty-acyl-CoA metabolic process. The coding region runs from base 134 to 1861 and encodes 575 amino acids. The record is from RefSeq and is a predicted model, not a curated record. Lineage: Eukaryota; Viridiplantae; Streptophyta; Magnoliopsida; Brassicales; Brassicaceae. The transcript is spliced from 8 exons. Gene Ontology annotation, cellular component: intracellular membrane-bounded organelle. Gene Ontology annotation, molecular function: phosphatidylinositol-4,5-bisphosphate phospholipase C activity; alcohol-forming very long-chain fatty acyl-CoA reductase (NADP+) activity.
CAAGAGGACGAAGAAAAUGUGAGUGUGACGGAGGAGCCAACACCAUUAUAACACACAUAAUAUUAUAGAAGUUGUGAAGUAUAUAUUUCUGUAAGUAACUUUCAAUAUUGUAAAAGUUGUAUCAUGUAAAACAAUGAGAUGUGCGUCCUAUUUGUAUAUAAAUGAUUCUCACGCAAAGUCCCUUCCAAAUCAAAAGAGUCAACUUUUACUAAAAAUGGCUACGACAAAUCUCAUAGCCACAAGCAACGCCGUCAGAUUCUUCUCCUCCUCCUCCUCCUUAGGCAAUCCAAACCACUUCUUGUCUCGUCGUUUGUCACAGACGACUCAUAGAGACAGAGUCCAAACUUCUUGUUGUUAUCGUAAGAUGUCGUUGGAAGCUGUGAAACCGGUUGUUAAGACUGAGACCACUGGGGGGAUUGGAAUCGUCCGUUUCUUGAGAGGGAAGAGCUAUUUUGUUACAGGUGCAACAGGGUUUCUUGGCAAAGUGUUGGUUGAGAAACUGUUGAGAGAAAGUCCUGAGAUAGGGAAGAUUUUUAUUCUGAUGAAAUCCAAAGAUCAAGAAUCAGCCAUCAAAAGACUCUAUGAUGAGAUCAUCAGCUCGGAUCUGUUCAAGCUUCUGAAGCAAAUGCAUGGGAGCUCAUAUGAAGCUUUCAUGAAGAGCAAGUUGAUUCCAGUAACUGGAGACAUCGGAGAGGAGAAUCUAGGGAUGGAUUCCGAAACAGCAGACCAGAUUAGUGAGGAGAUUGAUGUCAUUAUAAACACUGCUGGACGUACAACAUUCGACGACAGAUACGACGCUGCCCUAAGUGUAAAUUCUCUUGGACCUGAUAGGCUCUUAAGCUUCGGAGAGGAAUGCAAGAAACUGAAACUUUUGCUUCACGUUUCAACUGCUUUUGUGACUGGUAAGAGAGAGGGAACAGUACUAGAGACUCCUCUCUACAUUGGGAAAAACAUAACUUCUGAGUUAAAAAUCGAAAACGAGGUGAAACUAGCUUCAGAAGCUGCAAGAAAGUUCCAUGGCAGUGAAAAAUCCAAGAAACUGAAAGAACUUGGUUUUGAAAGAGCUCAAAGCUAUGGAUGGGAAAAGGCUUACACAUUCACAAAAGCCAUGGGUGAGUCUUUACUUCACAGCAAUCGAGGAGACUUGCCUGUAGUGAUCAUAAGGCCUAGUGUUAUAGAAAGCUCCUACAAGGAGCCUUUCCCUGGCUGGCUCCAAGGAAUAAGGAUGACUGCUCCAUUAAUCUUGGGAAAUGGAAAAGACCAGAUUCCUGACUUGUUUGGAGAUUAUCAAUCUUCUUGUGAUGUUAUACCUGUUGAUAUGGUUGCUAAUGCAAUAAUAGCAGUCAUGGCGAAACAUGGUUGUGGUAAUGUACCAGAGGUCAAAGUUUACAAUGUUACUUCAACAUCUCAUGCGCAUCCCCUGCGAAUGGGCGAGAUUAUGGACUUCUCUUAUCAACAUCUGUGUGACUCUCCACUGACUGAGACCACAACAAAAGUAUUUGAGCUUAUGAAAUUCCACAGUUCCUUAGAGGAGUUCACCUCUUCUGUUUCCAAAGCAAUAAGGAAACAAGAAAGAGCGAUGAAGAAUGGAGAAGAAGAAGCAGAGUCACAUACCACAUUGAGCAUGAAGGGGAAGAGGAAGCUAAAGUAUUUUGUGUCCUUAGCAAAAACAUAUCAGCCUUACAUGUUCUUUCAAGCUCGGUUUGAUGACACUAAUACAAGGAGUCUGCUAAAUGAGUUGUCAGUGGAAGAGAGAAAGAUGUUCGAGUUUGAUGGCAGUUGCAUUGAUUGGGAGCAUUACUUUAUCAACAUUCAUCUUCCAGGUCUCAAAAUGGAACUCUUUCGUCAAAUAUCCAGUUAAAAAGAGUGAUUUAAGAGACAAACUGAUGCAACACAUCCUUAUCCAGUUAUGUGUUGGUGUUUGAUGUGUUCUCCAAUUUAAAUUGGUUUAUAUGUUUUCUUUUGCCCUAAAAAGUGUUGUUUCCGUUUUGUUAAGUUUGUUUAUAGCUUUAGAAAAUGUUAGAAACUAUGUAGGAAACCAAUGAAUCUUUGUUUUUUACAUUCAAUAGUGUUUUUGAAAUUUUUUAAUUAAAA